Rhinichthys klamathensis goyatoka is the source of this 2610-nucleotide messenger RNA. RefSeq names its product phosphodiesterase 4C, cAMP-specific b (gene pde4cb). Gene Ontology annotation, cellular component: nucleus; perinuclear region of cytoplasm; cytosol. Gene Ontology annotation, biological process: signal transduction. The transcript has 15 exons. The record is from RefSeq and is a predicted model, not a curated record. Bases 371 to 2509 code for a protein of 712 amino acids. NCBI's taxonomy places the organism in Eukaryota, Metazoa, Chordata, Actinopteri, Cypriniformes, Leuciscidae. Gene Ontology annotation, molecular function: 3',5'-cyclic-AMP phosphodiesterase activity.
GAUACAAGCUGCAUGUGCCGCGACGCUGGACGUUUCGCUUUUUUGUUUGCUGUGAGACGGCCAUAUGUCCCAGUUUCACUCCGUCUCCAUCCGUACCACCUUUAUUGCUUCUGAACGAUGCGGAGAGUGACUGAGCGAGUGUUAACUUGAAAGAGCUUUGCUUCUGCAAACACGCUGUUUUAAUAUAAUGAGAGUUUAAUUUGCCGUAUAAUUUAUAAACUUGCACGUAACGGACGAGCGGUUCUCGGGUUCAGCACCACUGACCGCUGGACAGCUCUUCUGACGUUGAGGAACUAUAUGAGACUGCAAACUUCGACAAUUAAAAAUUCCUGACUUUGGACAGUAGACACGGAGCUGAACUUCUGCACUGAUGGAGUGCUCGGCGCUGAGCAGGGAAGGUGCUGGUUUGGCCAAACCGCCUAAGCAUCUUUGGAGGCAGCCCCGAACCCACAUCCGAAUCAAACAGCGGUACCACUCCGACAACGAGCGGUACCUGUGCUCUACCAAAGCCACUGAGCAGCACCGCCCAGGGCUGAAAAAACCGAGAAUGUCCUGGCCGUCUUCUUUUAACAAACGUUUCGAUGUGGAAAAUGGGUUGUCGAUCGGACGCAGUCCACUGGACCCCAGUCCAAGCUCUGGUCUGGUCCUCCAAGCAAACAGCCAGAGGCGAGAGUCUUUUCUUUACCGCUCGGACUCGGAUUUCGACAUCUCGCCCAAGACGAUGUCCAGAAACUCCUCGACUACCAGCGAGCUUCAUGGGGAGGACAUGAUUGUAACGCCUUUUGCGCAGGUUCUUGCCAGUCUGCGUACAGUGAGGGGUAACGUUGCAGCUUUAACCCACAUGCAAGAUAGAAGCAACAAGAGACCGUCAGGCACUAACCCUCAAUCUGCCUCUAAAACAAACCAGACUGAUGAAUCAUAUCAAAAACUCGCUGUCGAGACUCUUGAAGAGCUGGACUGGUGUUUGGACCAGCUGGAGACCCUGCAAACACGUCACUCUGUCAGUGAAAUGGCCUCCAAUAAGUUUAAAAGAAUGCUCAACAGGGAGCUAACUCAGCUAUCUGAGACCAGCCGGUCAGGAAACCAGGUGUCGGAAUUCAUAGCAAGCGCAAUUUUACAAAAACAGCAUGAUGUGGAGAUUUUGUCAGCAACUUGUAAGGAGGAGAAAAAACGGCGCCCAAUGUCUCAGAUAAGUGGAGUGAGAAAACUGAGCCCCAGCCCGAGUCUCCCACCAACAUGCAUCCCACGAUUUGGUGUCAACACGCAGCACGAGAGCCUCCUGGCCAAGGGGCUUGAGGACAUGGACCGAUGGGGUAUAGAUAUUUUUAAGAUAGCGGAGUAUUCUGGGAAUCGGCCACUGACAGUCAUAAUGUACACCGUUUUUCAGGAGCGAGAUUUGCUCAAAACCUUUAAAAUCCCAUCGGACACCUUCUUAACUUUUCUGAUGACUUUGGAAGACCACUACCAUGCAGACGUGGCCUACCAUAACAACAUCCACGCAGCAGACGUUGUACAGUCUACACACGUUCUUCUCUCCACACCUGCCCUAGAGGAUGUGUUCACCGAUCUUGAGAUCAUGGCUGCUCUGUUUGCCAGUGCUAUUCAUGAUGUGGAUCAUCCAGGAGUGUCCAACCAGUUCCUCAUUAACACAAACUCUGAACUGGCUCUCAUGUAUAAUGAUGCCUCAGUGUUGGAGAAUCAUCACUUGGCUGUCGGCUUCAAGCUUCUACAGGAGGAAAACUGUGAUAUCUUUUGUAAUCUCAGCAAGAAACAAAAACAGUCGCUGCGACAGUUGACUAUAGAUAUGGUAUUAGCCACUGAUAUGUCCAAACACAUGAAUUUCCUGGCUGACCUGAAGACAAUGGUGGAAACUAAAAAAGUGACCAGUCUAGGAGUCUUACUGCUGGACAACUACUCAGACCGUAUACAGGUGCUCCAGAACAUGGUGCAUUGUGCUGACCUCAGCAACCCCACAAAACCCUUGGAGCUCUAUCGACUGUGGACAGAUCGCAUCAUGGUGGAGCUCUUCAGUCAGGGUGACCACGAGCGUGACAAGGGCAUAGAAAUCAGCCCCAUGUGUGACAAACACACGGCUUCGGUAGAAAAAACUCAGGUGGGAUUCAUUGAUUACAUUGUCCACCCUCUAUGGGAGACAUGGGCUGAUCUGGUCCAUCCAGAUGCUCAGGACAUUCUAGAUACAUUAGAGGACAAUCGAGAAUGGUACCAGAGCAUGAUCCCACGCAGCCCGUCGCCCACCCCCGAAGAGCAGGACUCACGGGCCACGGUGGGCUCAGCCGGGGAGAAGUUCCAGUUCGAGCUGACUCUGGAGGAAGAGGAUGGAGAGUUAGAGGCUGAAGAGGAGCACAUGGAUGCAGAAAGAUCAGGGACUAUGACGGACACCAGGCAUCCACAAAUGUCCCCCCUUCGAGUCACUCCCAUUUUAGACAGCAGUGAAAGAGAACUGGACCAAGAAAUGACCAGCGCAUCCAUCCUGCAGUUGGAAACUUAACAUGACCCAGUAUACCAACCGUAGCACUGUUCAUUUGUGUUUCUAAGUUGCACUUAUUAGUUUGGGGUUGAGUAGAACAACCAUUCACUAAAAACUAAAAA